This is a messenger RNA of Vicia faba (fava bean), 2481 nucleotides long. The record is from the annotation of a GenBank genome assembly. NCBI's taxonomy places the organism in Eukaryota, Viridiplantae, Streptophyta, Magnoliopsida, Fabales, Fabaceae.
AUGGAAAAACAUCAUUUGACACAUUUUGUGUUGUUUAGUUUAAUAAUUCUUGUCCCUUGUUUGUGCCUACAAGAUGUUCUGGAUAAUGCUACUACUUCUGUCUAUGUUGUUACUUUAAAACAAGCUCCAACUUCUCAUUCUUAUGGUGUUUUGACAAGGUUGAAUGAUGGUAAUAAUAAUGGGUUCAAAGAUAAUGGAAGAACUCAAUUUCAGAAACCAAGAUAUGGCAAUAUUACAAAGACAGAUAAGAGAUAUGGCUCUUAUGUUACGCGCGAGCACGAUUCUUUGUUGAAGAAAGUGUUGAAAGGAGAGAAAUAUCUGAAACUCUAUAGCUACCAUUACCUGAUUAAUGGAUUUGCUGUGCUUGUUACCCAACAGCAGGCAGAGAGACUAUCAAGGAGCAAUGAAGUGUCUAAUGUGGUUUUGGAUUUUUCUGUUAGAACAGCAACAACACAUACUCCACAAUUUUUGGGUCUGCCACAAGGAGCAUGGUCUCAAAAUGGUGGUUUUGAUACGGCUGGAGAAGGAGUUGUUAUUGGGUUUGUUGACACUGGAAUAGAUCCAUCGCACCCUAGUUUUGGCGAUAAUAUAUCUCAACAACACCCAUAUCCUAUUCCUGCUCAUUUUUCUGGUAUCUGCGAGGUUACUCGAGAUUUUCCUUCUGGCUCUUGCAAUAGGAAACUUGUUGGGGCACGUCAUUUUGCAGCAUCUGCAAUAACAAGAGGAAUAUUUAACUUGACUCAAGACUAUGCAUCUCCCUUUGAUGGCGAUGGCCAUGGCACGCAUACUGCAUCGGUUGCAGCAGGAAACCAUGGGAUUCCGGUGAUUGUUGCUGGACAUCACUUUGGCAAUGCUAGUGGGAUGGCUCCUCGUUCACACAUUGCGGUGUACAAGGCGUUAUACAAGAGCUUUGGAGGAUUUGCUGCAGAUGUUGUUGCAGCAAUUGACCAGGCAGCUCAAGAUGGUGUUGACAUAAUUAGUUUAUCUAUCACUCCAAAUAGGCGUCCUCCGGGUGUUGCAACUUUCUUCAAUCCUAUAGACAUGGCGUUACUGUCAGCUGUAAAGGCCGGUAUUUUUGUGGUUCAAGCUGCUGGAAAUACCGGGCCAUCACCAAUGAGCAUGUCUUCUUUCAGUCCAUGGAUCCUUACUGUUGGUGCUGCCUCUCAUGAUCGGCUUUAUAGUAACUCUAUAAUUCUCGGAAACAAUGUUACCAUACUGGGAGUUGGACUUGCACCUGGCACGGACGAAAACAAACUUUACAAACUGAUUCACGCGCAUGAUGCUUUGAACAAUGACACAACGGUCGCUGAUGACAUCUAUUCAAUUCGAUUUGUGCUCGGCAUUUCCACCAUCAAACGAGCGUCAGAAACAGCCAAGAACCAUAGUGCAGCUGGUGUUGUCUUCUAUAUGGAUCCUUACGUGAUCGGUUUUCAGCUUAACCCAGUGGCAAUGAAAACGCCUGGCAUAAUAAUUCCAUCUACAAAUGACUCAAAGAUUUUGAUGCAAUACUACAAUUCUUCGUUGGAAAUAGACGUGGUUUCGAAGAAAGUUGUUAAAUUUGGGGCAGUUGCUGCAAUCUGUGGUGGACUAAAAGCAAACUACAGUGCUGCUUCCCCAAAGGUUAUGUAUUACUCUGCCAGAGGCCCAGAUCCAGAGGACAGUCUUCCUCGCCAAGCCGACAUUUUGAAACCUAACUUGUUAGCUCCCGGAAACUUUAUAUGGGCAGCUUGGAGUUCUCUUGGAACUGACUCGGUUGAAUUUCAAGGGGAGAAUUUUGCAAUGAUGUCUGGCACAAGUAUGGCUGCACCACAUAUUGCAGGUCUUGCUGCGCUGAUUAAGCAAAAGUUUCCGAAUUUCAGUCCUGCAGCUAUCAGUUCGGCCCUUUCUACUACUGCUUCUCAGAAUGAUAAGAGCGGCGGGCCGAUUAUGGCUCAACGAUCAUACGCCUUUCCAGAUCUGAGCCAAACUUCGGCUACUCCUUUUGACAUGGGAAGCGGUUUUGUGAAUGCAACCGGAGCAUUGAAUCCCGGUUUGAUUCUCGAUACCAGUUACGAUGAUUACAUGUCAUUUUUAUGUGGCAUCAAUGGUUCAGCUCCGGUGGUACUAAACUUCACCGGUCAAAAUUGUUUGCUUUAUAACUCAACUCUUCACGGUCCUGAUCUAAACUUGCCUUCAAUCACUUUAUCAAAGCUAAACCAGUCCACAGUUGUACGGAGAACAGUUCAAAACAUUGCUGGAAAUAAUGAAACUUACAGUGUUGGUUGGACCGCUCCUUUCGGUGUUUCGGUGAAAGUAACUCCAACUCACUUUUCUAUUGCCAACGGCGAAAAACAAGUCUUAUCCGUGAUCUUGAACGCAACCGCGAAUAAUUCUGUUGCGAGCUUUGGGAAGAUUGGACUGUUUGGUAAUCAAGGUCAUACUGUCAACAUUCCGAUUUCGGUUAUUUUUAAAAUCUCAUAUAGUAACAUCACUACUAGCUAA